Molecule: messenger RNA, 18522 nt
Organism: Porites lobata
Lineage: Eukaryota; Metazoa; Cnidaria; Anthozoa; Scleractinia; Poritidae
Source: the annotation of a GenBank genome assembly
AUGACAUGUGCUUUUCAGCUGAUCUGUUCAUUUCUUUUUCUUGGUAAGUGUGGGUCACUUUAUCUUCAUGUAAAAUGCAUUCCUUAAAUCCUUAAAAUUACUUAAUAUGAACGUUUUGUCAUAUUUUAGUACCAAUCCAUGCGAACGAUUUCGCGGAUUUUGGUCCAGACGCUGCCCAGUCGAGAUUCGAAUUUCGCGCUCUAGUGGUAUGGCCUCUUGAUCAUUUAUAGAUUUUUUUUAAACUAAAUAUCACUGCUUCUGAGAUCAUCUUUAUAUUUUUUUUCUCAUUCUUGCCCCCAAAUUUUUGUUUUCAUUCACCACACACUACCAUUGUUCAUCAGGGAUCGCGAUUACUUAUGCAUUCGAGUCUUUUGUUGUCUGGCCUUUUAAAAAUAUUGGGCUAUUUUUUCGUUAGCCCGAAUUUCAUCCGAUUACUUCGAGUCGUUAUUACUCUCUCAGUAACGUUGAGAGGAGAAAACGACUCGAAGCAAUCGGAUGAAUUUUAGGCUAUUUCUACAUCGCAAGUGAUAGUCAUUAGGGUGGUUCGAUUACCAGUACCAAUAUAGAAGAACACCUAAAUCACCAGUGCACAUACAAUAACCUACCUGGUUUUCACAGACAAGAGUGUCUUUCACUUCAGAUCUUCACCUUCAAUAGCUUAGUCGUGACCAAGAUUAUCUACUGUGCUUAUAUCAUAAAAAAACUCUUUUCAUAAGCUAAGCCCAGGCUCUCAAUAAACCACGGUCCAUGAUACUGUAUAGUGCUGAAGUGUAAUAAGAUUUAUUAUACGCAUACUGAGAAAUACUCGCCAAAAAGCUAUGUCGUAAAUUUUCGUACGCAAAUUAGUUCUAGCCAAUCAGAGGAGCGAACGAUCGUUUUCACACGUGAAAAACAUGAUACGUCUAAUCAGAAUCGCGAACGAUGUUUUUUCACGUGUGAGAAAAAUGAUACGUCCAAUCAGAAGCCACGGGGGUGUGUGAGGGCGCGAUCCAUUCAACCAAAAUUCCAACCGGUCCGACCGGGAAAAGUGGUCCACCUCAAAAGGUGGACCCGUUUUUUCGAAACUUUUCCGGUUGGACCGAACCGAUCCAUUGAGUUUUGGAUCGAAAUUUCCGGAAAUUUUGGUUGAAUGGAUCGCGCCCGGAGUUUCGCGCCAAAAUUCCCGCCUUUUAUUGCAAUUUGCAACGCCGCUUCGCACAUUUUCAACGAGAAAAGUUUUACUCAAAGAGUUUUUGUCGCUAAAAAAGUGAAAAACAGUUAAGAUCACUUAUAGUUCUUGAAUUACCUUAUAUCCUCACCAUCAUUUAUGUUUUUAACAAACGUUUUUAUACUUCGUUUUCGUUGUCAUUUUGCGGUAAGUGUGUAGCGGGAAAUUUUAGCAUUUUUGAAAGAUUUAAAAUAAAAAGGCCGCCAAAAUGAUGAAUGUCUCAGUAUGUAUAUAAUAAACACAAUACCACAUGGAAAGUGCUUUGUACGGUAUUUACGCACUCGUUGUUUUUGUAUCAGAAAUCUUACUCGUUCGCUGCGCUCACUCGUUCGAUUUCUGAUACGUCAACAAUUCGUGCGUAAAUACCGUACGCCAGCACUUUCCAUGAAGUAUUCUCUAUAUACCACAUAGAUUUUAUUAUAAACUUUCAAUUUUCUGAAUUCAGUGAAAUAGCGUAUUAAAAAAUGAGAAUACCUGUAUUGCAUUUGAUAACAAUAUUUAAGUUUGAGUCAACCAUUAACUAAGGUUAUUGAGACAUUGAACCAUCCUGAAUUAUUUAUCGACCCUUGUAAACUGAAUUAUUUAUCGACCAUUGUUAUUAUUCAACAGAUGCAAUUCUCCGCCUCAUUAUAGUUUUACAGUGGGGACUACUGUAACUGGGGCUACUUGGACAAAGUUGACCAGUGAGAUUAUAGUAAAAUAACAAUACGUUCCAAGAAAGUCGGUUGUGGGCCACUCAGCAGCUCGUAAAAAGACAAUAAGUUACUUGAAGCACAAAAUUCAAAUAUUGAUAGCAAAUGUUUUCCAAGAAAGCAAAGUUUCUCACCAGACAAUGUUCGCAACCUUACAUAUAACACUCAGGAGACAUAUUUGUUUGACAGAAGCCAUUAUUUUCUCAUCUACCAGCAAUUUCUUCACUACCAUUGCCUCGCUUUGCAAUAACAUCAUGACCUCAAAACAGAAAUUUAAUAAUGUUUACAUUUUUUGUCUGCUUCAUUUACCCUAACAGAUCCCUCAAAAAACACAGGUUUUGUUCAGCAGGUUCAAAACGUAAUGUCUGUAUGUUACAAUUGGUUAAUUAAUUUUAAUCCAUGCUGCUUACCGGCAUUUCAAUUUUGAUUGACAACUAACUUUCUCACAAUGUAUUGUUAUUUUCCUGUAAUCUGAUUGGUCAACUUUGUCUAGGUGACCCCAGUUAUAGUAGUCGUACUGUAAAAGCAACUUAGUCGUAAAAUUUUGAGGAAUAUGAUUGGUUUUAAAACCAACCAAAAUAAUCAGGUGUGGACCUUUCCUAUUCAUUACUUCCCAUGCCCAAUCUUAGGCUAAUUAGGCCCUCUUAGGGGGGGUUACUUGUGUCCCUAGACUGAAUUUUAAAACUUGUAAUUUCACGUAUUGAGGAGAAAAUUAGCCAUGUCGCUGUUGGUAUUUUUCUAUUGUAUUUGCGAUUUUCUCUGUUGCUGUCGCAGUUUCAACCCAUCUUUGUGUCAUCUGUUGCCCUUUUCAUCUGGGCUUAUGUUGCUAUUUCAAGGCCAUGUUGCUUAUCAGAAUUUUACCCUAACAGGCCCUCACUUUCCUAAUCUGCUUAUAAAAAGUCAUAACAUUACGUGCGCCCAUCCUAAACAUGUACAGUAUGCAGUUUCAUACUAACUUUGAUCAUUAUUUUUUUUAGGAUUCCAAAGUAGAAAAUGAGGCAGAUGUCCCCUCAGUAGGUAAAUACCCAGCUACGCAUAUUCAUUAUUGCUCUAUUCUACUCUGAUAAUAUGUCAAGCCUUAAUGGAAUCCAUGACUGAAAUCAUUGAGCAGGGAUUUAUCUUUUUCUGCAUCUCUUAGUUUUGUUAUUUUCUUCCUUUAUGUUUUCUGCAGCCUUGAAAGACAUUGUUGUUAUUGUGAGAAGCCAACACAAUAGAUAUCAUGUCAAAAAAGCAAAAGCAAUGAGGGAUGACCUGACUCAACAGGCAGAAGCAAUGGGAGAAAAGGUAUGACAAUGUAGCUCAGCCAGUAGAGUGCUGGCCUGGAGACCCAGGAGGGAAGUACUUCCUAUAAUGGCCAAAACGAGGAAGGGGUACCUCUGUCAGGCUUCAGGGUAGGGGGUUUGCUAGGUGGAGUAUAUGAAAGGGUAGGGAAAUCUGUCAUCUUAGUCUGUAAAAAGGCCCAAGGGGCUAACAGAUGCAUUUUAUGGGUGAGAAAAAGUUGAGAAAAAGUUCUGGUUUGUGAUUUAUUCAUAUUUAAAAGACAGCGCAUUUAGAGCAGUUAAAAGGAAUGCAAGGUAUGUGAAGGACGCACUUUAUUUAUUUAUUAUUAUUAUUAUUAUUAUUAUUUAUUUUUACAGUUUAUUUAGUUAUCAAAUAAUUUUAGUCUAUGUUACCCACAAUUAGCGGAGCUAUUCAAGGUGGGCAACAAUACAAUAAUUGUCUUCUACAAAGUCGGCAAAAGAACUAAAGCAAACAGAGAUUAAAAAGACACGUCCAUGUUGGUCAUAUGAAAGGGGUACCUUUUCCUGUAAUUUGCCAACAAAGAUAAUCACUGUCAAGAAAUUGAUGGCAUCCAUUAUCUCUUUGCAAGUAAUGUGUAAGCAGUAGGGGAUGUCAGGCUGAUGGCUUUAUGUGAAUAAAUUGCUUUUUUUGGUCACUUUUGUUAGGAUAGUUUAGAACUAAAGAUGAUGCAUGAAGACUGGGCUCCUCUUGGAGCAUGGACGAUUGUUCCAAUCAUUAACGGGUAAGGUCAAUGAAUGAUUUUCCAGUAAUCGUAGACUAGCCUGCGUUGCAGCCGGCCCACGCACUCGUUUUAGUCUAUACAGAAGGGAUGAUUUUGAAGGCAAUCGUAGACCACGUUUUGCACACAGGAUGAUUCAAACACUGCAAGUCGUAGAAAGAGAUGAAUGUGCAAAGUAAUGUCUCUGUCAAAAGCAGUGUCUUCGGGUAUAGACUUACUCACUUUCCUCAUGAUUUUAUGUUGGAGUGUUGAAAUUACCGACUUUCAUUGUUUGCCCCCUAGCAAUCCCAGAAGCCUGUGCGCAUAAAAUAGGUCUCCAAUUACCUUGAAAUUUAAUCAUCAUUUAUUGUGGGCAUAGCACCAAUCUGUCUGGCAUCAAAAUAUGGUGUGCAUUCAUUGUGCUGGAAAAAGAGUGUAUGGCAUGUUUAUUUUUAUAGUAUGUGAGCACCUCAUUUGAAUAAGGUCACCGCUCUAGUAAGCAGGCACCCCUGUAUUGUCAUUUUAUUUAUGAAAAGUGGUUUUAUUGCUUUGUUACUAGUAUUCUAUUUUCAAUUAUAUUUCAGUUUGGCUGAGGAUUAUGGAGACAACAAACGGUGGAUAUUUUUUUGUGAGGAAGAAACCAUUAUCAACCUUUUUGGGCUGGUGCAAGUUUUAAGUAAACAUGAUGCGAGAAAGGUGGCUGAAAACAAUACCUGAUUAUUAGUUAAUUUUUUUCCAUCUCCUGCUAGCCUGUUCCAGGCUUCAAGAUAGUGGGAAAAGCACAUUGAAAAAUGUUGCAGGGUGAGCUGUGGAGAGACGGCAUUUAUCGCUAGUUUGCUUUUCCACGGCUCGCCCACAUUUUUUGCUCAUCUGCCCUGACCGAGAGCCUGGCACAGGCUAAUCUCCUCCAUCCCUAAAACAGUAAACACAGACACUGUUGAUACAAAUUAGCCCUUUGCAGCAGGAGUAACAAGGUCUUUCUUGUACCAAAUAAGCCCAUUUUAGUUACAGGUGGAAAAGAGGCUUGAGUUGACCUUGUUUUGCUUCAACCCUUCCUGCUUUAUUAUGUAAAUCAUGUUGUUCUUAUGCUAACUAGUAUUUUUCAAGUAUAAUUUCCAUAAGAAAAGGAAAGAGGUUUGUAUGAAAACAAGGUCAACCUCAGCCUCACGUUCCCCCAAAAGCUAGGAUACUAAGCCCACAACUUUAAAAUGGUCUAUUAUGGGAUUCAAUCCCUAAAAUACCACAGAUUGAAAGAGCAUAAAUAAAAUAGUUGAUCUAUUUAAUUUAAAAGCCCUUAACAUUUAGAUUUUGUACUGGUAAGAAUAACGGACAAAUACUGUGUGUAUUUCAAUAGUAAAAGUCAUGGGAUUGUAUGGUUUGUGGUCCAGCAAUUAAUUCCAUCGAUGCAAUCAAGACCUUGUGACUAGUACUAAGAUAAUGUGAAUUAUGUUGAGUCAACCGUAGACAAAACUAGUUAUUCUAGCCAAUCACUAGCCUGCGUAGCAGGCACCAGUGUUUUAAGGGUGAAGGAAGAAAUCUCGAGGAUGCGCCAUUGACUGAUAAAUAAUGCAUUGAGGAGACAGACUCACUCCCAAGGGGCGUUCUUAGCCAAUGGCAAUUUCUACGCAGCGUCAGAGAACGUAGAAAACGGAAAACUAGGGCUUUCGCUGCAGGCGCCUCCUCUCAACUUUGCGUGUUCCCCUCGUGCGGGCCUGUAAUAAGAUCUGCUGCUACGGUGGGUAGCCAAUCACAGUCCAGUAAACUAAUCACAAGUGCAAGAAAAUGUUUCAAACUGGCGUGUAGGGGUUGCGGUGCGUGGGAAAACUCGCACAAAGAACGUCAGCCACUCCAAAUAACAAUGUUUACCUUUUUAAAUAGACAUGAUUAUCCUACCAAAUAAUUGAAUUGAGUAAUUUACUGUCGUCUUUUUAACAGGAGCUGUUUAUUGGGCAUGCAAUUCAGGACCAAGAGCCCGCAAUCAUCCAUUACUUUGAUUUUUCUUGGUUCUCUUUCCCUGACUUUGCCGCUGGUUGGGCUUUAUCUGUACCCUUACUGAACAGGCAAGUUAGAUUCAAAGUUUUUUUUUUUUAUGAAAAAAAGACAAAUAAAGCAGUUUUUCUUCCCCGACUCAAAUUUUGCGGUAAUCUUUUGAAACGGAAAUUUCCUAGUUUUAGUCUCGUUACGAGAACCCUCUUUUCCACAAAAGUUUAUCAGAGGCAUAUCAGACAGGAUCUUAGAAGUGGGACCACGAAACGAAUCAUUUUCACGGAAUAUCCGUUCGAGAGGUCUUGGUUACGUUCCGUCCAGACUUGACAGGCGUGCCCACGAAAGGGUUUAUCGUGAAAUGAGGAAAUGUUCACAAGAUCUGUUUACACACGUUAGUGUCGGGCAGUUGCUAGUGUAGACGCGAAUAAACGUAGAAAAUCGUGGCAUGCGUGUUAGGAUCCCAAGUUUUUUCUUGUAGCUGUAGUUGAUUGGUUGUCACGUUCAACACAACCUUUAAUUAUAUGUCAACCACUCGUCUGUCAAUCUCUCAUUCUUACUAUGAGGUUUUGUAAUAAAUGUAUACAAUAUAACGUUCCUUCUUUAAGCUGUGUCGUGAAACAUCGUCAAUAGGAAACAAUAUGGCGAAAUCUUGGAGAAAGUAACGGCCAAAAUAACGCGCGUAAUAUAUAAUUACAGGGGCACCGGCCCCAACGAGGGUAUAGUUCAAAACCACUUAACAUAGCAUUGUUGAACGUAUUUUAGUAUCUAAACGGUAGAUAUAGGCAUAUUUUUAUCCCCUUAAAAAUUUUCAUCUGUUCGGAUUUCCUAGCUGAAAGUCUAGUGAUCCGAAAAUUAUAGGGAUGAAAACUUACCUUUUCGAAAAUUUCAGCCAGGACAAGGCUCCCGAAAAUUCUAGGUGGCCUUUUUUUAGGGUAAAAAUCCCUUACAAAUGGGAUAUUUAUACCAUUUUGUAGAUGUUCGAAAAUCCUAGGAGAGGCAGGCAAGCAAGAAAUUUUACAACAAAUGUUCCGAAAAUUCUAGAUCUCAAAUCGUCUUCCGAACAGAUAUUUUCCGAAAAUUGCCGUUGGGUGCCCCUGUAAUUGCUGUAAAUCCACUAUUAACCCCCCUCUCUAAUAACCUCCCCCCUCCAUUUUCAGGGGAAGAAAGUUAAUAAACCCACCAUCUCUUUAAAGCCUCCCUUCCCUUCAACCUUAUUAUUGUUCACUAAUAAAUGAUAGACUGUAUAAAUCAAUCAUGACUGUAAAACUUUAUUUGGACCGAUCCGCGAUGGUUUAUUUACCUGUUGGAAGUUCGGACUUGUUUUUGAUUCUCGCCUGUAUGACCUCCAACUUCUUGGACUUGAGCUUUUCCACUUUCCAUGCUAGCUUUUUAUGGAGAGCUGAUAGCACCAUCUUCGCCAAAUUAAAUAAGUUCCCCGGGGGGUAAUAGAAUAUUUACGGUAUAGUUAUUAUUAUUUAUAGUUAUUAUUUAAGCAGAAUACCAGUUGUAUUAGAAAACCGCAGGUCAUCUCAGGAAGGGGGGUGCGCACCCCCUACACCCUCCCCCUAGAUCCGCCCCUGGGAUAGGUGUCCAUACUAUACCAGAUAGGUUUUGUACCGGAGCCAAAACCAUACCAGGUAGGACGUUCAUACAUGAGUCGCGAUUUCUACAACGGAGUGACACUGCGCCUCGCCGAUCUGUAAAGUGGAAAGUCACAUAUCGGAUAGGUGUUUUUAUUAUAUAAACUGCAGUGUUUUACAAGGAUUUCUACCACCGAAAUCACGGAUAUUUUUCUUGAAGAUAUCGAUAAUUUCACUGACAUCAGGUUUGUCUCUUAAAUUGUACUUAAAUUCCUUAAAUUCAUUGAUGUAUCAUCGUCCCCGAAAGAGCCCGGCAAUUUCGGAAAUCUUCGGAAAUUCUCGGAAAAUGUUCGGGAACGUUCGUCUGGUCUUCGGGACAAUUUGAAAAAGCUUCGAAGGUGGUCGGAAAUCUUCGGAAAAUCAUCAAAAACGCCGUCAUCAUUAAUAUGUGUAAACAGAAGCCCAUCCGGUAUGAUUUUUGUGGCGGCGCAAAAGCCGUCCGAUAUAGUGUGAAGAUAACCUAAGAGGCAAAUGAGUACAAGAAGAAAAUAUUAGGGCCAUUUAUACGAGCAAAAAUAAGACGCGUGUUACAUAAGACGCGUCUUAAAUAAGCCGCGUCUUAAAUAAGCCGCCAACUGUACCAUUUAUACGAGCAUGUCUUAUCUGAGACAAGAACAGCUCGUAUAAAUGGUUCGCGUCUUAUUUCUGUUCUUGACUCGUUUUCAUGUGAAUGUUGCCCGUAGCAACGGCAAUACAACGUGGCGCGCCCAAAAUUUACGCAUGUGUAUUAUGCGUUCGCGUCUUAUGUAAGACGCGAAGGCCAUUUAUACGAAGUUUUUCUCGUCUUAGCUAAGACGCGUCUUAUCUAAGAACAGGUGUUAAGGGCUGUUCUAAAAUAAGACGCGUCUUAGCUAAGCCGCGUCUUAUUUUAGACGAAAUGAGCCGUUAAUACGGAAAGUUCGCGUCUUAUUUAAGACGCGUCUUAUUUUUUCUCGUAUAAAUGGCCCUAUUGUAUUUAGUCUUUGUGGUGAUCAUUUGUUUGUGCUUAUCCUUGCGUUUGGGCCGUUUAAUUCGUGGGCAAAGUAUAUAUUAUCUUUUCUUGUCGGCAUCGCUAUUGAAAAGUAGGCUUAAUGUACGAGGAUGUACGGAAAUGUUGCCUAACAAUUCGUGGUUAAUAGUGGACAAUUUCUGGUGAAGGUAAUUCAUUUCACAGUGUCUUGACAAAAUGUAUACUGCAUCUUUUGUCUGCUCUGUGCGGUUUCCCACUUCAUACAUGCUUUGCGAAUUCCACAGUGUAAUAACCCGCAAAAACGUGUGCUGAAAAUCAUUUAUUCGUCUAUGUACAAUAUUGCUACAAAAAAUAAUCUUUAUAAACUCAAGACAAGUUAACUUAAAACAACUAAUUUACAUCAUAAAUACAGUAUCAUUUACUUACUUUCUUAUUUACAGAUUAAGUAAAAGACUUAUCGCAGCCUCGCUACAGUCAUAUUUGUCCAUCGAUGUACAAUACGAGGUACGCAAUUCAAUACUUAAUACUAUUAUACGUAAAUUGUUUACUUUUCACAGAGAAAUAACUCAGCAAGUCAGUUGAAUGGAGUGUAUACGAGAUAAAAAGUCUCAAUGUAAUGUCCUGGCGAGUUUAUACAACACACGAACCAACAAAACAGUCUCUUGUCCUCAAAGGAAAAACUUAAAUGAAGAGUGCUCAGCGGGCUUUUAUUUGCUUCUCGAUGUGUACUUUGUUACAGCCUUGGUUCCUUCGCUUACCGCGUGCUUCGCCAAUUCGCCAGGCAAAAUCAACCGGACUGCAGUCUGAAUCUCGGGGGAACUGAGAGUCGACUUUUUUUGUAUGAAGUCAGCUUAGACGCUUCCGAAGCUAUCCUUCUCGAAGAUAUCGUUUACGAACGAAUUCAUGAUAUUCAUAGCUUUACCCGAAAUGCCAGUGUCAGGGUGUACCUGCUUUAGAACUUUGUAAAUGUAGAUGUUGUAGGUCUGUCGUCCUUUUUUUCAUCGUUUUUCUUUGCCUUCAACACUCUUGGGUCUUCCAACAGACUUCGACUUCUCAUCUUUCUUUACUUUAGGCAUCUUCGAUAGUUUUCUUCUUGUCUCCUCUCAAAUUGUGCCUUUGGUCAAGAAAUUUUUCAGUCAAUCGCUAUUUAUUGGAAAAUUUCUGUUACCUACUUUGCAAUCGGAUCGAAAUUCACGAAAUUUCAUUGGCUGUUUCGCAUCAAGCAUACUAAUAGCACGACGAAGACGCACAUCUUGAACAAAAGAACAUGAUGGCAUGAACUUGAGCGCACUUCAUAUGUAUCGAUAAGUCGAUGAGAAUUUUCCGCCAGAUAAUUGCUCACUAUUUUUCACGGAACCAUGCAAAACAAUGCCUAUGAACGAGCGUUUCAAACGCUUUGUACAAUUCUCUGACUUUCGUAGAUAAAAUUAAUUGAGGACCUUUCCUAUCAAUUCACACCCUGGACAUUUUAGUCGUCGUGUAAGGCAAUCCAACAUUUUUUAAUGAGUCGUCCAUGCGUUUCUUGCACGAAUAACCGGAUUUUUUUCUUACGAAUAAUAAACUCUUUCUUGUAGUUUUUUUUUGACACUUUCAGGCCUCUUCCACACGUGUCCGGAUAUUUUUGAAAAAGGAGAUUUUUUUGUCCAUUGUCGAAAAAAAAGCCUCCACACGUAGCGUAUUCGAACUCGUUUUUGCCCGUCCACACGAAGACGCUACGAAGAAUGGAAUUACGAUUGCAAGCCUUACAGGACGUGCUCUGUAUGAUGUAUGACAUCAUGAUAUCGUAUUCGAAAACCUCCGUUUUUGUCCGUCCACACGAUAAGUCGGCAUUUUAAAAAUCUCCUGUCUGGAGAGUGUUUUUGAAAACAUGCGUUAUCGCUGACCGUUUUCACCGGAUACGUGUGAACAGUAGCAGUGGCGGAUCGAGGGGAGGGGUCCAGGGGGCCCGAUCCACCCCUUAUUUAUAGACCAAACUGAGGCCCGAAGAGCUGAAAAAAAAUCGGGGGAACCAAGCCCCCCAUUAUCUCAGGGUCUGGAUGAUUGCCCCCCCUUAUCUGACGGUCUGGAUCCACCACUGAGUUGGCCAAACAGGGGGGGAAAACUGAUCUCGUUUUGAAACAGAUACGUGUGGGCGUGGCCUACGAAAGAAACUAUAUAAGAAAAUACAUAAGAAAGAAAUUUAUAUAAGAAGUAAUCAGAGCACACUCCAAGUUAGCUAUUAAAAGUGUGUCAUCAAACCAGCUCUCAUUUGGACAAUAACAGAUUCUCCUUUUCAUAUCAAAUUUGACGGAUACCAGUCUAAUAUAUCACGGACUGGAAAAGGAAACUCAGUACUGUCUUCAAUGCAUUGUCAUUUAAAAAUCUUAUCAUUUCUCGUAGGUCGCAAUGUUCAUUCGUUAUGCGGGUCGAGGUACGCUACUGACAGACGUCCCAGAACUCUGCACCAGCGACCCAAGGGACCAACACGACUGCGUGACGUCAGUCAAAGGUGGCGGCCCGGAAUGUGUGAGUGUUUGUGUUUGAUAUACGAACGUUCAAAUGUUUAGACUGACAUUCAAAUACUUAAAUGGUAACUAGUUUUUGUUCGCAAAUCUAAAGAAUGAACGAAAAGGAACGAAGCCAAGGACCCACUUUUCCCGCCGUUAACUUCUGUGUUUCCUCGCUUAGAAACCGUUGCAAACUUCUUUCUUACUUGGCAACUCUAGGGUGUAUUUCCUAAUUUAACUUCUUGUUAUCUACCUUCCUAAACUAUCAAAACCUUUAACUUAAAUCAAAUUUUCCUCAGUAGAAACUUUGUAGUCAAAAUGUCGUCUAAGAAUAGCUACUGUGUCGUUUUUUGGGGGUUACCUGUGCAUUUUUUCCACAGGGUGAUCUAUCUUUGGACCAAAUUUUCUUUGCCGUCAAGACUACAAAGAAGUACCACAAAAGUCGAGGUAGUUUUAAGAAAUAACUUCGCAUCCAUAUUCAUCCGAAUCCCCUCCGUAACUGGAUUUUGUUUUAGCGCAGUGAAAGAAACUUCAACAAAGCUAUUUUCUUCCUCCACAUUUCUUACGUGUGGCUUGCCGCCCAUUUUCUGGGCGGAUCCUUUACUGUGCUCUUACCAAACUGCUAAUAUUCACCCGAAAAUAUCAUCUACUACUCCAUGCGAAUGUUUGUGGACUGGUUAUUGCGUUUGACAGGGCAAUGAAUCAAUCUAGGAUUUUUGCUGUGUGGGUUUAGUCAAAUCUGUGAUAGCAUUGCCUUAUGUCUUGAACAACGACUCUUUCUUUUAAUCUUUUUUCAGUGCCUGUUGUCCAGAAAACCGUCGGUCAAUACGCUAAACAUAUAGUUUACUACAGUGAGACUAAAGAUUCGUCCAUACCAACAGAGGACAUUGGAGUUCCGAAUACGGAAAGUGGUAGGAGUGAGGACUUAGGAGAGGGUAGUAGGGCUCUAAAGCAAAGACAAGUGAGGCUUUCCCUCUUUGUAUAUGCCAUGGUGCUACCAAAAUUGUACAAUCUUCACUCUUGCAGAGCCGAUUUAGCCGAAAAUUUGGGCAAAAUCGUUGCCCAAGAAUGCAAAAGCCGGUCGACGUGCGUCGCGUGUCGUUCAGAAACAAAUAACUCAGUUAGUUAUAUCAAAAUGGCCUAAAACAUACCCAAAGCUACAUCAAAGAAAUGAAGAAAGACAUCUUUAUUAAUAAAUCAUUGUUGUAUUUGUUCCUAACACAAAGACUAAUCGUUUCGUAACCAGGACACUGGCGCGCUUUGAAGAGAGCAGGAGCUCAUAUUAAACUCUGUCACAGGAUACAAAUAACUGAGUCGUCAGAAAUCUUGUAGAAGUCUACGUACUACCUAGUAGUAUCUGAUUCUGACUCGUCCUAGUCUUUCUCGUCUCGAUGUUUCAAUUUAUUAAAGAGGAAACGCGUCGUCACCUGAGAGACUGCUGGGGACCUACCAGUCUCCGUCGCCGUGACAACAUAUGUUGCAACGAGAAGUCAUUGAUCAGAGAUCUCUGUCAGAUCGAUCGCUUGCGUUAUAAGAUUGCCAGACCUGUUGAAGUCUCUGGAGUUUUAUUGUCGCGUGCGCGUGGUCUUUAACAGAACUUGUAAGGUCAAAUGCUUGUCUCGUCCAUGUCAGGAUUUUAAUAGCCUUGUUGAGAGCGUCUAAAUUUUUCUGAAUAAAAUCUUUUAUUGGGUAAGUUUUCCCACAUGAAGUCGAUUCCAUUGUUUGUAUCAAUUUUAUAUUUCUCUCGUAAAUUCACUCGCUGUCCCUGGAGAAUCGAAGAUGAUAGUGGUAAUACAUUGCACUUGUCGUUCAAUGAGACAUUGUGAAGAGGGUCGUCUUUGCGAUUAUUCUGAUUAUACAUGACAAAUGGCAAGCCCUUGCGUGGGAUUCCCUUGCCACCACCAAACGUUUCGUAACGCGGCUGGAAACACGAAGAUGACGAAGUCGAUGAUUUUGUGUUUGAUCUGUACCUGGUCCAUUCCGGAAUCAUUUGUCGAACUUGAAGGGAAAAAUCAAAGCACCGCACUCGUAGAAGAGCUUGCAGAUCAUAUCGUUCCUCGUUGUUCAGUCUUCUAGAACUCUGACUGGCGAUGGCGGGUAGUUUCACCCUAGGUUUCUCAAGGUAUUUUUGUAUAAUAGAAGCUUGUGUCAGUACUUCAUCCCUUGGUUUCACUUUACUUAUAGAUACUUUAGCUGGACGUUUCUCCGCUCUUUCUUUUUCGGCUUUUCUAAUGCUAAAUGCACUUUUUCCUGUGAUAAACAUAUCUACUUCCUUUCCCGUUAUACGCGGCAUUACCAACUUUCCUCUUGCAUGUCCAUCCAUAAUAUUUCGCGGCAUUGCGUUAGCUGCCCUCUGUCGUUAACUCGUCCUUCGGCGGAUAAUUUCUAAUGUCAUUUUUUCCGAAUAUAAGUGUCUGAGUUUUAAGGGAAAAACGUCAAUUUGACGUUCUAAUCUGUUGGUUUUAAUUCUCUGUCUACAUGUCCCGUACAUAAAGCAGACAAAUAAUCUGUUUAAAAGCGAUAAAGGUUGAAGCCGGCUGUUUACUGGAAGAAUAUCAGUCAUCGUUUGCUUCUCAGCAAACAACUAACCAUCAAUUAUAUUCGAUUUUGAAGAGCACUUCAGGCAUUUUUCAUAUUUUCCCGUUUAUUGUGAUUUACAAAGCACAUUAUUUCGGCUGAAGACUUCACAAACAUUCGUGGCCGUGGCGGACCAUGUUAUGAAAGUUUUCUGCCCACAAUUUUAUCAUUUUCCUGAGGGUCUAAAUUAACAGCUCAAAGGCCGGGCUUUAAACGAGGAAAGCUAUGUAAGUUGUGGAAACCAUCUGUAUUAAAUCUCAUCUUUACUCUAACAAGUAGGCUCCAAGACACGGCUAUCUUUGUGAAAUGUAACAACGUUAGGGCUUAAAUUCCAACGAGAGUCGACAAAAUUACUAGCAAAACGUUCCUAUAUGGAGUUGUUAUCUUAUGCUGAAUUUUUUCUAUUACUUUCUGAUGUUCUUCCUGAACAUCAAUACAGUACCCUAUCUUUGUUAAGGAAUCCUAAUACUCUUGUUUUUAUCAUUAAUUUAGAACUUAUUUCUUUCGAUAUCCGGCUCGGUACGAGAUUAACUUGUGUUUGCGCGAACAUUUUCGCGGUAGUUAACAACUGACUGCCCUCAAAAUUUGAGGUAUAAGCUGUUGUCAAUCUGGCGCCCCUUUACUGAGAGGAACCAAAUGAGUCCUGAAAGAGGUUAACUGGAAGGAAGGGCAUGCAAGACUCUUCUUAUAUUGAGUUCUACAGACAUCUAGACAUUGAGUGUUUUUGCUUUUUGUCCAGGGUUUUUAAAACCAGGAUUAAGCUUACUCGGAAGUAGAACUAAUGUUGAAUUUUUGUCUAGACCUUCGAAAUGUGAAUAGCAAAAAGUCGUUUUGGCCUCUUUCAGACUCUAAGUUUAAACUAAAGUUGAUUUGACUGAAAUUUAAAAACAAAAAUCUUAGCGCGCAUUUUAUUAUGGGAUUAAGUUAAUCCGCUUUCCAGCGAACAACCUGGGUCUUCGAUGUUGAGUUUUUUACCCGACGAGUGUUGUUUAUUAGAAACAUAUUUACAUAUUGGUAAAAACUAUUUCGUGAUUUUAUCAGAAAAUAUUAGUGCCGGCUGGGCAUGUAAAACGAAGGCACUGAAUGUAGAUUUUAUUCAAAGAAAAGGUGGGCAGGUAAUCUAAGGCCUAAUAUGGCUAGCUUUGCGUUUUUUAAGCUUUCCUGUUCUGCUGUUUUUUCUAAAAACAAUACAGAUAGAGAUUUUGAGGUAAAAAUGAAUGAGAAACCGUGUAAGUAGUGAACUUUUGGGAUUUGACAAAUCAAUCACGAUUAAACUGAAAAAGAAAAUUGAAGCCUUUGGCUUAACUCGUGACCUCUGCGUUGCGGCUAUGACGCUUCGGGAAGAAUCUCAUUUUUUUUUUUUAACUUCUGCCGUAAGAUAAGUUGUAAAACAAGAACGGUUUUUCGAACGCGUUCAGUUUAAUGUUUUUUCGGUACCAUUUUAGGGUUAGUUUCGUGUGCUUAUUAAUAUGUGUUCUUUUUGUGUUCUGUCUUUUACUUUCAAAAACGAAAAUAUGAAAACCAUUCCGCUACCAUAAUUUCUCUUUAAGGAAUGUUUAAGAUCAAAUAGCAAAAUGUUUGUUUCCUUAAACGAAACCGUUUUAAAAGCAUAAUUAGAUUUGAGACAUUGCCUGCCACGGGGUCUUGCAAAACCGUUAUUAUGGGGUGAACAAUGAUAUAUUAAAAGUUUACAUAUUAAAAACGAAACCGUUUCAUUUGUGUGGUGGAGGGCACAAACUCGCUCCCGCAAAAACAUAAUUACUAAUUUUUUUUUUUUCCGCGUUGAGUGGCGAGUUUUGAAGAAACCGUGGAAGUGCCUUCUUUACAGUUUUUCCAUUGUCCAUUUAAUGUCCGCGGGGAUAAGUUACGCAGGCUACGGUUUUCCCGCUUGGACAAAAGGAAACAGAAACACGCGACACCUACGCAGACUGCUAACAUAGCCACAUAUUAGGACGGCCUCAAGACGAGAAUGUAGCCUGCGAAAACAUCCGCGCUCUUCGCCGCUGGAGAGUUUAAGCUCUUCUCUAGGGGCGAAGAGCGAGAAGAAACGGAUGUUUUCGCAGGCUAAUGAGAAUGUAUCGUAUCGAUAUUCCAACUGUCUUUUUAUUCCUUAUCUAGGUCACUGUGCCAAGCUACAGGCCAUCAUUCAUAAAUCCGCCACGGACCCCAGAGCCGCUGACAAACUCUGGCUCGUGGUUAUUGAUGAUGAUACAAUCAUGAGGUGAUUCAGUAUGGAGCUCAGUACAGUAUUGGACAAAACAGAUGAAAAAUUUAGAACCUCCUCCUCCCCAAAUCGAGGAUGGGAAAAUGGUGCGUCUUGGCUUUCGCGCCGCUUCAUCCUUGAUUUCAGGGGAAUGGGGUUUACUCCUCCAUUUUAUUCUGUCCUAGAUUGUAGUUGCGUAUAGUAUGAAAACCGGUUCAUCUUGUUGUGUCAGAGUGCUUUUCUAAAAUCAAAAUGAAAGUAUUAGUUUUUAAUCCAGCCAAUUACAAUUGACGAUGUUAAUCUAUUGAACCAAUCAAAAAUCGAAGCAAAUGCUUGUAGCGGACGCGGGAACGAGAGAGCAACUAACUUUUCUCCUGAUUGGUCAAGAAAGUGGCACGAGAUUUUCUGCUAAUGGUAGCGUGGCAAGGAAAAAAGAGCAGUUUGAGGAGGAGUGGUCUUGUUGCAGAAAUGUUAGCACAUCAAACUUUUGCCGUGAUGUUGCUUUGUCUGUGUAGAUAAAGCACAAAUUCCCUCUCCUGUUUUUCGGCUUUUAUUCAAAUUGCAUACAUGAUGUUAAAAGGUGGAAUAAGCGUCUCCGUCCUACCCGUUUUGAAAGUUUUCAUUCUAAAAUUCCCGCUUGAAGAGAUAUUGCGAAAUAUGGAAUGCCACAGGAAGUUGAUGUGCUGCUGAAGAGUUGCUGUCGAUUGGUAACAAUGUGUUAACCACAUUUUACCAACCACGCCCAAGGUAUUGACACAAUAACUUGAAAAGGCCAAUAAAUCAAAUGUUAGUAAGCGGCGUAAAUUUCAUCCGAUAAAAAGUAUUUGUACUUAAAAUGGACUAUUCUUUUGCACAGUGUGCCCCGAUUGCAAAAAUUACUGGCUUGUUACGAUCCAAAAGAAGUUACGCUGCUCGGUGAGAGAUACGGCUACGAACUGACGGGAGAGUAUGGGUACGAUUAUAUCACUGGAGGGGGAGGGUAAGGUUUUUUAGCUUUGUUUACAAUGUUCUUAUGUGUUUUGUUUGAUGUUUUGUCCUUACUUUCUUGCAAUGACAUCUCGUUUGUCCCGCUGUUAGCCCGCAAAUACAGCCCCCCCCCCCCUCCCACCUCCAUCGCUCUCGUCGUCGUAGCCAAAAUGCCGACGGCUCUCUUGCAAAACGUUCUCAGCGGCGGGAAGCGAUAAAAGAUGGCUUUAUUCGCAGGCUAUCUCGCUGUGGGACCAAAUACCUAAGACCCCGGGGGGGGGGGGAACUCCGCAUAUGAAAGGGGUGGGGGUGCUCGUCCGAAAUUUUGAAUUAAACCAGGAGCUGAUUAAACCCCUAAAGGAGACCGAUGGGCGUGGCCCAAGCUUUUUUUGAACCCUAAAAGAGACCAUGUUAAAACACAGACAAUAUAUAUUGUUAUAUUUUUUUCGCGUGCAACCCUAAACGAGACCUUCACGGCUAAAUAUUAUGGCCUUUUGCCCAGAACACCCUAAGUGAGACCGAAAUCCGAAAUUUACACCCCUAAGCGAGACGACGGGCAGCCCCACCCCUUUCAUAUGUGGAGUGCCCCCCCCCCUUCCCGGGCCUAAGACGAUUUGCCUACCGGCUUUAUUUCGCCCCGUGUACCGCGGCAGGAUUAGCUCAGUCGGUAGAGCGCUUGACUGCAGAGGAGGAGGUCGCAGGUUUCUAUUCCUGGGACAAGGACUUUAAUUACUCAGAAAUGAAGAUACGGACUUCGCACUGUAAAUGGCUUGACCUUCCCAAGGCGUUCCCGUCUCCAGUAGCGGAUGUAAAAAUAGUGUCCUCAAUCAGCACUUUUGUGCUAAAUACAUUGACUUUCAAAUAAAGGGCAGACUGCAAAACAGUCGGGUUUUUUCUCAAAAUCGGUUUAGCUUACCGUAAGAGUCACACACGCGCGAGGCGCGCGAGCCUCUCACGCCCGUAGGGCGUGCAGAGUCAUUCCGCCUAAUUUUGAUUAGACCAGGGCAAGAGAAAUUUCUUCUACAACCCCCGUGUACCUAUGAUUCUCAUCAGUAUUUAUUUUUUCUUUUAGAAUGAUCCUGAGUCGAGCUGGUAUUGAUGCUCUACUGAAAAGCAACUGCAACUGCUGGGAACCAGACUCCCCCGACGACAUGUGGCUUGGGAAUUGUUUCCGAAGACUGGGAAUACCUCUUACGCAUAGCCCCGCCUUCCACCAGGUAUGUCCUGUAAUACUUUUUGUUGUAUUUCUUUAGAACCUUGUUUGAUGGAGGAAGGAUAGGUAUUCUCUCCAUCCAGAACUUGACCAAGUGUAGGGUCAAAUGGCACGAGAUUCUGUAGCCUGCAGGCGCCCAAAUUUCCCCUCGGGCUUCCUCUUGGACCGCCUGCCACGUGUUAAGAGGAAUCUCUAGACUCACUCAGUAAAGAGAGAUAAUGGCUAUUUAGCUCUCAAUGCCUAUAAUCGUGCUUUCCACGACCAAAUAUGCUGGUCACCGUCAUCUGGUCACUGACAGGACUGACACAUUUUUGCUCAUAUUUUUCUUUAUCUAAUUCCCGAGAGAGGGUUGCACUUUGGUUAACUUAGACGUUGGGGCGUUGCUGUUGUUGUUGCCGGAGUCGACAUGAAAUUUUUCUUGUAAAGGACAUCAUUUCUUACUGUGCAGCAUGAAGACUUGUUUUUAAUUAUGUUUGUUGUCGUUCUUUUGCAGGCCAAACCCAAUGAAUAUGUUCCAUCACUUCUGGCCCAUCAAACGCCCAUCUCCUUCCACAAACACAACGAUCUAGAUCCACUCACUGUCUACAAAGACUAUCUGAGUUGA